Messenger RNA from Desarmillaria tabescens, 627 nucleotides. RefSeq lists its product as uncharacterized. The transcript is spliced from 6 exons. The record is from RefSeq and is a predicted model, not a curated record. The coding region runs from base 1 to 627 and encodes 208 amino acids. Lineage: Eukaryota; Fungi; Basidiomycota; Agaricomycetes; Agaricales; Physalacriaceae.
AUGACGCCGCGAAUGCAAACGUUGAUGAUAGUGACUGUACUGACUAUUCUGAUUCUGAAUGUUUCAAGAUUAACAUGGAACCGGGUUCGCAUCGUCUUCAUUCUUGGACAUACAGCCCCAGCUUCCAAGGUGACGGGUGCCGGACAGUGCGAACAAGAGACCGUCACUCCAGGAAACCGGACCAAAAUCGCAGACUUGGCUAUAUCGAUCAACUACUUCACAAUCCGGACUUUCCUUUUCUGCAUGGCUCGUUAUAGAAUUCUGGACAUGUUCACCUCACAAUGGUUCCCCGAGUCUCGGACCCUUUGGGGGGAUGGCUGUAUUGGAUUCAUCCAGCGUUUGAUGGUGCAACGUGUUGGAAGCACGCGAACUUGCAUACUUGAGCGUAAGCAACCGCCAGCUGCACUAUUGAUUACUCCACGAGAUGAUCCUGAGAGCGAAGGUGUCGAAAACAUGCGUAUCUCUUCGAAAGCACAAUUGAAAGAUUCGCGUGUGUCCAUCGUGAAGACAGCGCAGGAGGCUCAAAUUCUUGUUCUUGUAAUCUCCGGUUCGUUGACCGUCAAAGAUGAUUUUCCUUUACCGGCCCGCAUAAAUGAUGCAUUCCCUGUGGGAUGGGAAAAUGAUUAA